AUGGUGAUUGCUCAGGUUUAUGCGAUUAUUCGAUUACCCAUUUUGGAGAUUUUGAUAGUUUCUGUGUGGCAACAAAAUUUAAUGAUAUUCAAUAGUAAGCUCACUAGCAUAUUGCAAAUGUUUUCUGGCGAUUGUCAUUGUGUUGGAAUCCAUCUCUCUUUGGGAGACACUGCUUUGCUCCAUUUUAUAUAUUGGGAUUCACUGCCUGACAUGGAAGAUCUUACUGGUUUGGACUCACAGUGGGCCUCUACUUUGAUGUCUCAGCAUAUGCUUGCAGCUGCUGAUCGCUAUGGUUUAGAUAGGCUCAGAUUGCUCUGUGAGGCUAAUCUCUGUGUGGAUGUUGCCAUCAACACUGUUGCAACGACAUUAGCCCUUGCUGAGCAGCACCACUGUUUGCAGCUGAAAUCAAUAUGCCUUGAAUUUAUUGCAAUGCCUGAAAAUCUGAGAGAAGCAUUACCUGGUAUUCAUGUGGAAGCAUGGGAUCUACUAGAGAGACUUUUGUUUCAACCAUUAAUGCUGCCUGAUAUAUUUUUAAAUGUGGGUUACAAGCGGUUUUUCAAAAGAACUACUUUAGAGACAUCAGACUACCUGAAAGAUGAUUGCCUUAUUGUUAAUUGCACUGUUGGGGUCGUUAGGUCCCACACUGAGGGCCCUAAGAUUUAUAGUAUACCAGUACCGCCAUCCGACUUUGGUCAGCAUUUUGGACAGCUGCUGGAAAGUGGGAAGGGUACUGAUGUAGGUUUUGAAAUUGAUGGAGAAAUAUUUUCUGCUCACAAGUUGGUACUUGCUGCUCGCUCACCUGUAUUCAGGGCCCAAUUUUUUGGUCCAAUGAAGGAUCAAAAUUCCCACUGCAUAAUAGUUGAGGACAUGGAGGCUCCUGUUUUUAAGAACCAGAAAUAUGGUGCAGACGAUAGUAGUGACAUGAUGGGGAAAAAAUGGAGUUCUGCUGCUUUGCUGGUGGUUUUGGACAAUUCCAAAAUCUCCUAUUAUACUGGAUGCAAUCAUGUUAUUGAUGCAUGA
Ilex paraguariensis (yerba mate) is the source of this 1020-nucleotide messenger RNA. NCBI's taxonomy places the organism in Eukaryota, Viridiplantae, Streptophyta, Magnoliopsida, Aquifoliales, Aquifoliaceae. The record is from the annotation of a GenBank genome assembly.